Molecule: messenger RNA, 4022 nt
Organism: Tachyglossus aculeatus (Australian echidna)
Lineage: Eukaryota; Metazoa; Chordata; Mammalia; Monotremata; Tachyglossidae
Gene: MFAP3L
Product: microfibril associated protein 3 like
Exons: 2
Coding region: 420-1691 (423 amino acids)
Source: RefSeq, a predicted model, not a curated record
GCCUGGUACGUAGUAAGUGCGUAACAGAUACCCUUUUAAAAAACAGCUUUGAGCUCCUUAAAAGGGGGUGAAUGCAAUUUGUAAAAUGCCUGUAUCCUUGUGUAAUAUAAUAAGCUCCGGACACAUUAGGAUUUUGAUAAGAAGGCGAAUUCACGGUACGCAGAAAAGGUCUUUACAACCACGCGCUCUGGUAAUGCGUUGUGAUGGGAUCCAUUGGGCUUUUUAGAUAGGAACGUCCACGUUCCAAUUCCAGUAUUCGUUUGUUCCGUGUUUUUUUCCACAGGUCCUUUUCUCAAGUCUCCGGCUCAUGGAUCGAGGCUAAGUGGGUCCCAGGAUCUCCUCCACCCAGAGCACUGGGCCGUGGAGAUCCUAUCCCUUCCCGCACCCCUGCCCUACAACGGAGUGAGAGCAGAGAGAAGAUGAAUGGGUCGAAGAGCCGUCCCAGUGUGCGCUUUCUGCCUCGAGUCCCCUUCUUCAUCAUCCUGGCGGCUCUGGCAACUGCGGGAGAAAUGACAAAUGGCACUUCCAAUGGCACGAGCCCGGUCCUGGGAUCCGAGCCCGUGGUGAUGGCCAGGGUCGACCACGUUAUAGUCAGGGAAGGGAAGAACGCCGUCAUCAACUGCAACGUGCGAGGUGUCCCGGAGCCGCAUUUCAAGUGGUACAAUUCCAAUGGCCAUUUGGUGAAGGAGGACGACGACAAAGAGGAAGCAGGAGGAAAAUGGUGGAUGCACGAGAGCGGCCUGCUGAAUAUCACCCGGGUGUCUUUCUCAGACCGGGGGAAAUACACCUGCGUGGCCGCGAAUGCCUACGGCCGCGUGAACAACACCGUGACCCUGAGGGUCAUCUUCACCUCGGGGGACAUGGGCAUCUACUACAUGAUCGUCUGCCUCGUGGCCUUCACCAUCGUCAUGGUCCUGAACAUCACCAGGCUGUGCAUGAUGAGCAGCCACCUGAAGAAAACCGAGAAAGCCAUCAACGAGUUCUUCCGGACCGAGGGGGCGGAGAAGCUGCAGAAGGCCUUCGAGAUCGCCAAGCGCAUCCCCAUCAUCACCUCGGCCAAGACCCUCGAGCUCGCCAAGGUCACCCAGUUCAAGACCAUGGAGUUUGCCCGCUACAUCGAGGAGCUGGCCCGGAGCGUGCCUCUCCCUCCCCUCAUCAUGAACUGCCGGACCAUCAUGGAAGAGAUCAUGGAGGUGGUCGGCCUGGAGGAGCAGGGCCAGAACUUCGUGCGCCACGCGCCCGAGGCCCCGGACGGCGAGGAUGUCUACACCAUCCCCAACUCGCUGAAGCGCAGCGACUCCCCCGCCGCCGACUCCGACGCCUCGUCCCUCCACGAGCAGCCCCAGCAGAUCGCCAUCAAGGUGUCCGUCCACCCGCGGUCCAAGAGGGACCACGCGGAGGACCCCGAGGGGCCGCAGCUGGAGCCGAAGGACGGGGACGCGGCCGAGGGGACGGAGCCCCCGGCCGAACCCCGCGGGGAACCGGACCCUCCCGGUGUCGGGGCGUCUCCUGAGCUCACGCCCUCCCCUCCUCCUGAACUGGAACCCGAGUCUCUGGUCCUCCCGUCUCCAGAGCCCGCCCCCACGGAGCCGGAGACCGCCGCCAACCCCCCGUCUGUCCGGCGCGACUCUCCGGAGGCCCCGCUGCCCGACGACAGAAACACUUGUAUAAUUUACGAGAGCCACGUAUAACGUCGACUCCGAAGAGCUAUGCAGAGCUAGAAAAAAAAAAAAAAAUCAGGGCCCGCUCCUUGAAAUACAGAUAGAGUAUGUAUUUGCCGCUAAGCCUUACCGGGAGACUAUCGUAACUUACGCUGGAGUGAUGUUGUUUCUAAGGGAGGAGAAGGCCCGGGGAGGGGGGUUUGUAAUGUGAAUUUCGACUCGUAAAGCACCUUAAGGGGUAGGAGGGCAUACGGGAGGUGCUAGGGAGGAACAGGUAGCCACGUUCGUGUCAGACACGACGAUGGAAGCUAAGGGUCCAUAGCUCGUUUGCUGCAAUAGAGGGCCUGGUUCUCUCUCCUCCGUGACUCACCUCGGCGGCAAAGAGCAGCAUUAUUUGCCGCUCCUUUAAAUGUACGUCUCUCCCCGUGACCGGCUACCAGCGAAACCCCCAGAAAUAUUCAAACCGCCUUCCUUUCCCAUUCAGAAACGGCAGGACUCUGUCCUACAGGAGCACGUUCACGUACGAUUUCAGACUCCUCCGUUUGAGUUACUUCCACUGUUCGGUUAUGACAGAGCGAUUGCUAUUAUAUUAAUAUCAAUUGCUCCUUCUGGUUUAGUCGAGUCGGCGACUUUUGUCUGUUUGGGGUUUUUUUUUCGUGAAACGUUUACCUCAAGAGAUUUCUGGGUCAGCCACCUGUGCUAGGAUUGACCUCUGGAAGUCACGUAUAGUGUUGUAAAUGGGAGAGUGGACCUGCUGAAUGAUAAGCUCUUUGCUCCCCUUCUCUCCCUUGCCCCACACCCUUUGAACCGUUUGGGAUUCGGGGCACCGUCACUGCUGCUGGGAAACCGCCCGGGAGGUAUCACCUAAAUAGCCAAAUGCAAAUGCGUUGACCAGUCAAAUACCGCGGACGUCUGGGUGAACCGCGCUAAGUCAAAAGCUGUUCCCGAGGGAUUAAUCGUAUCCAUUUCCCAUCGGUCACGGCUGUUUACAUUUAAGCAACCAUCUUCAGGGCAAAACUGCAGGUGGAUUCACCCUGGGAAAACAGUGGUGGCCCCAGAAUGUCACAGGAUCCAGGCGUCUGUGGAGGCUACUACAGUGUCACAGUCUCUCAGGUGAGUCUAGCCUCAAGCUCGGGUGAAGAGAGGAUGGAGUUAGAGUGGUCGAGGAGAUAGUGCCACAUGUGCCUAAGUUCCUGAGGAAGGGUGAGAGGGCUUGGGGUGUUUCACGACUCUCCAGGUGCUUCAGGCCGUGGUUCGUCCCUGAGCGCUGGACGGAAGCAAGGUGUCUUUGGGACGGAAACAUCGGUUUUAAUCAGAAAUUACUGAUAGUUUCCCCAGGACAUCAGGUGGAUGACGAGGACCGCUCGCCGUGCCUUUUUUCAGACGUGACAAAAAGCCUGGCAGAAGAAACUGGGUGGUUUCAUCUCUGAAUGCUCAAACAAAACUUUAAGCUCAUAAGGAAAGGAGCGGCCCUGGAACCCUGCCUUAGAUUCGCUGCCUAUCAAGGCUAAUAAGGCGGCCGGCCCGUAAGGGACCUGGUCUGCGUGUGAGGCCGAGAAAUGUGAGCUUUCUCUUCCCCGGCUGACCAGGGAUGACCGCCACAUUGUCGAGGAUGCUGGGCUGCAGUAAAAUUCUGAGUUCCAGAAGAUUUUCGGGUGACCUGGCCUGGAUUCUAGUUACUAAAUCCUGAUCGUGCCUGAGAGAACUCAUGAUACCGGAGAGAGGCCAAAUUAGGCUAAGCAGAUAUGAUGUCUUAGGAGGAGCUCGUUGACGAAUUGAUUGAUUGAGGCUGCUGACACAGUUCCAGAAGGGCAGGGCAAAUGUAGCAACAAGUGCUCUGCACAUAGUAAGCGCUCAAUAAAUACGAUUGAUUGAUUGAUUAAAAACAAGGAGCAGCACUUGACAGUGGCACUGAGCCGCCCGUAACGUGAAGGAGAGAUUCCCCUGAACCUCUUGAGUCUGGGCAACUGUGUGAUCUGAAGAGGGAAGGAAAGGGCCUGGUUACAACCUCACCCUGCCGCUGAGCGAGUGCUCAGACAGACUAAAUGGGUUUUUGCCAGUAAGGCGUAUUUACCGAGCGCUUACUUUACGCAGAACACUGUACUAAGUGCUCGGGAGAGUACAACACAACAAUAAACAUACAACAAUCUUGCAGAUUUGUUUUAGUAAACAAAUGGACAUCUUCUAAGCGAAAAAGACUAUUAUCCAAACCGUUUUUGCCAGAAAGUGUUGGGUAACUAAGGCAUAUGCAAGUUGGGGCCCUGAACUAGGUGAUCGGUUUGCCGGAUCAAUCGUAUGCAUUGAGCAUUUACUGCGUGCACAGCACUGUACUAAGCACUUGGGAGAGUACAGUAUAAACAG